Exophiala spinifera is the source of this 1668-nucleotide messenger RNA. RefSeq lists its product as uncharacterized. The coding region runs from base 1 to 1668 and encodes 555 amino acids. Lineage: Eukaryota; Fungi; Ascomycota; Eurotiomycetes; Chaetothyriales; Herpotrichiellaceae. The transcript has a single exon. The record is from RefSeq and is a predicted model, not a curated record.
AUGUUGUCAAUAUUUUGGGCUGUAUUGUCAAUUGGUAUUGUUUUGAGUAUUCUAUCCACUCAAUCAAGCUCGCUGGCUGCUGCCGCCACAGGAGGCCCUUUAGGUGCUCCAGCCGGAAACCCUCCUGGGACGAUACCAGCAGGCAGCGAUCCUUCAGACAAUGGGACUACUAGCACGGAUAAUUCUCAAGAAGGAUAUCAGCCCGAGGUGCAAGCGUUGGAUACGAUCCUGGCGAUAGCUUGCGUGGUGCUGACGAUAACCACAUACGCUGUGCUAAUAGGGCCCGGUACACGGCUGUUAAGUACCUGCAAGCUCCCGCUCAGCAUCAUUGAAGAGAAUCUCGGUAAUCUGCUAUCCAGGUCCUGGCCUGACAAUAGCGACUCAACAGACUCAACGGACCCUCCAGGAGCAAACAGCUCGUCAGACGCCAUCAGACUCAUGUACACCGGGGAGAUCGAUGGUGAACAACAACGAGCUGCUCGAGGCCUUAAGCAAUGCGAAGCUACGCUCGACGAGAGAAUAUCAACGCCGCCAAUGUGGCUGACAACGGGAUCGUCACUCACCAAAAGCAUCGUUCAAUUGGCUGUCUGGGAGUGGGUAUGUGCUUGGGCAGCGCUGUCGAUGACCAUCUCAACCUUGGCGUUCAAUGGAUUUUUCAACAGUGACAAAGGCCCGGACAGCUAUCCUCGACUAGUUGUUGUUGCGAUCUACGCAGUGGCAUUUUUUUUGCAUUUCUGGUAUGUCUACAGAACAUUUCAGGGGUUUUUUACGCUUGUGAUUGCGGGAUCAAGCUGGAGCCUUCUCAACAAAGCAUCGUUUGCAUCAGUGGAAUUCGCCCAGUUCAAAGCUCGACUAAACGAUGAUCCAACAUCUCCUUUAUUCAGAGAGUUGGGCAAAGCGGCAGCAAGUACUACAUAUUCAGUUUGCCCAGCGACUCUUCUCCAAGAUGUUGGUGUAGUGCCAGUCUCAGACAAGGAAACUUUGACCGAUUCUCAGAUGAGCGAAGCUCGAACUGUGGGAGAUUGGCAGAAAAGAGAUAUCACAAGCACGGUCGAGUCGGGGAGAUCGGCACUCGAUGGAAUCGUCGCAAAUGUUAUGACCAUGGUUGGGAUUGUGAUUACCACAGGCUUUUCCGUCUGGACAACAAGGCCGACCAGUGGGACGGUUAGCUCUCAACUUGGCUCUCUUGCGCUUCUAGCAUCUCUGACGAUAGGAGCCGCGGCCAUGUUCAGCAGCGCGAUCGAUCUGAGCGUGAUGUUGGAUUCCUUCCGAAACGUUUUGUUCCUAAAGGAAGUCAUGCUCAAUGGAGAGGCUUCGGGUCAUGUGCAAAAGCGGGCAUCGCGCAAGAAAAUUCUCGGAUUUACGCAUAAAACAGUGACCCCGAGGCCACUUAGGAUCAAGGAUUUAUGCACGUUUACGAGCGUCUGGUCAUUGAUCGUCUUUGGUCCGGCCUAUGCUCUCCUUCCCAGCAUUUCAGAUCACGAGAGACAAUCCGCUGGGGCCCAAUUCGAGCUUACGAUUAGAGUGAGAGGUAAAAAGGUGGUGUUUUCGACUGAGUCUACCAACAGACACAACAGGAAGCCGGACGGAAGCAAUGUUGGAGCCAUCAAUGUGUGCUACCAAGCGACACCGUCAGUCCAAGCCGUACAAGUAAAAGAAUCUGCCUAA